CUGCUGGUCUGUGGAUGACGAUGAAUGAAGUGACGUUCAUGAUUUUUAUAGUGUGAUGAUACAUCCUGUCAAAGUGUUAUUUGGGUGGUAAUUUAAUACACUUUGCGUACGCCUUUAUAGAUAGAUUCUUAUACCUCAUGUCUAAGUCGGUGGUGGUGGUUGUGUCGGUUAAUCACACGGAUUGGAUACAUAUCAUCAUCGUUGAACAUCAGGAGAUUAUUAUGAAACGGGUGUCAGGAAGCAAAUUUUCUUCCUUCAUUCCCCUUACGGCCGGUGACUGCGAGCGAGGGUGGUAUUUGGUAUAUCGUGUUGAUGGAUGGUUCGUUAUGGCUUGCCGUUGUCGAGAGCCUUGUUUUAUCGGUCAGGUGAUAAGUUGAGGAUACUCGUACUUUCUUUUGCAUUGAAAAGGCAAAAAGGAUUCGCCAGUGGUCAGUUCCUUAGAAGCGGUCGUUUAAAGAGCUUAUACGUGCGGAUGUCUUUCGAUAUUUUGAUGUGAUUUUUUUUUUGUAUCUAUCUGUUUUGUGUGUCAUUUUUAUAAAUAUAUGCAUAAAUAGUAUUAAAAAUAUGCAGCCGAUUAAUAAUAAAGGGUUUCAAAGAGUUUCACCGAAUUCUCUAUUAGGAAUGAAUUCAUCCGUUGUGCCAACACAUAGACCUUCGUCGCCGCGGCAAUUUUUCGAACGUCUUUACGGGCAUUUAGAAACAACUCCAACGGUGAAAAAUAGUAAUGAAAGUCCGAAACAUUCGAAUCAGCCAAUGGAGGUGAUAAAAAGUGACGACUUUACAAAACAAAAAUUUGAUCAUUCGUAUCAAAGUGAUUUAAGUUCGUCACCCGAUAUAGUUAAUGAUGAAAGGCAAUGUGAUAAUAAUUCUGUGUAUUCCAACUAUCCAACGGAUUCAUCUGUAAAUGGUUUUAAUCCGAAUCAUGGUCCAUCGGGUCAAAUUCCCUAUUUAUCGGAUAGAUUGCAUGGUAAAUCGGCUUUUGGAUUUCCUUCGGAUUCACAUUUUCCCGUUGGACUAACAGCUUUUCUUGCCAGACGUCGUCGAAAAGAAGGUCGACCCCGACGACAACGAACAACUUUUAGCACAGAGCAAACACUCCGGUUAGAAGUAGAAUUUCAUCGUAACGAAUAUAUAUCAAGAAGUCGAAGAUUUGAAUUGGCAGAGAAUUUGCGACUGACAGAGACACAAAUCAAAAUUUGGUUUCAAAAUCGACGUGCCAAAGAUAAACGCAUUGAAAAAGCGCACAUCGAUCAGCAAUACAGGAAUUUCGUUGUUGCAAAUGGUUUCAUGACAUCCAUAAUGGGACAAAAUGUUUAUCCCCCAAUUAUAUCGAAUCUUCAUCAGCACUUCCAUGCUCAAAAUGGUCUUCCAUCACGAAUGGUUCCUGCAGUACCUAUGUCCUCAACACCAUCCACAAAUCAUCAUCAUCAACCACCACCACCAACAUCCGCGCCUAAUCGUAACGAUCUAAAUUACAAUGAAAUAAGUGGCUUUUAUAAACAUAACGCAGUUAACUCAUGUUAGCAGUAAUUUUAUUGUUUAAUUAUGUUUACUUAUACUUUUUAUUACCUUUAAUAUUAUUUUAUGUAAUUUUAUAUAUCUAAUUGUCGAAAUUUCAAACUAAUGAAUGAACGCACUCAAGUGCAUUAAUGUCCAGUGCGGGGGCAUUUAUUUUGUAUAAGUACCUUCGAGAUACAUUCAGUUUUCUAUAUUUUUGAAUGAAAUAUUUCUUUUGUAUCACAAUAAUAGAGAUGUAAAUAAUUUUGAUUUUCUUUUUUAUAUUGAUAAUAAGAAUGAUAUUGUAAGUUUGAUGCCUAUUUCCAAGGAAAUCUAAGAUGAAAAAAAAUAAUAAAACGAGAAG
Messenger RNA from Episyrphus balteatus (marmalade hoverfly), 1861 nucleotides. RefSeq names its product homeobox protein rough-like. Lineage: Eukaryota; Metazoa; Arthropoda; Insecta; Diptera; Syrphidae. The transcript is spliced from 4 exons. The record is from RefSeq and is a predicted model, not a curated record. Bases 565 to 1524 code for a protein of 319 amino acids. Gene Ontology annotation, biological process: regulation of DNA-templated transcription. Gene Ontology annotation, molecular function: DNA-binding transcription factor activity, RNA polymerase II-specific; DNA binding.